CUGACAACCAUCACUCGCUAACACAGCAAAUCACACUCUCUUUUCCCAAGUAAUCCACUCUCACUCUUUACUUUUUAAGACUUACUUUUUAAGACUUACUUUUUUAUUCCAAAUCCGAAAAUCAAAAUGCGCUUCUCUAUUGUCUUCCUCGCUGGCACUGCCGCUCUUACCAACGCUGCGGCUGUUCCUCAUCCCCCUCAGGGUUCCAAUGCUGUUGCCAUUCCUGUGGCGGCACUUGAUGUGCUCAAUGCUUCUCCUGUGAAAGUUGGUAUCAAGACCAACGUUGAUGUCGACGCCGAUGCUGAUGUUGAUGCUGAUGUUGGUGCUGAUAUCGAUGCCGACACCGAUGCUGAUGUCAACACCGACGCCGACGCUCACCUGCAGAAGCGCCGCGCAGGAGCUCGUCUCAACGGUGCCGCCGAGGGCAUUGGAGCCGGUGCCUCAAUCGCCGGAGCCAUGAGCGGCCUCCUCCAAAAGCUCUUCCCCAUCAACAACUGGAACUCCGCCCGUGAGACCUUCACCCAGUCCACCGUCGACGCCAUGUGGGCCAGGAACCCCGACCGAAACCGCUGGGUCGCAGCUGUCUGCUACAACAUGAAGUGGGACGUAGCCAACCGCGGCGGAAUCUCCGAUGUUGCCAGUGUCAAGCUCUCCAUGGGCGCUCUCAACACCGAUUACGACUGCUUUUAUAUUGGUCGCCACAACUCGCUCUGGACUCGUGGUGAUGGUGGAUACAUUAACCUUGCCGUCGUAUCCGACAACAGGUUCUGCAGUUUUGACGGCCGCACCUCCGACCUUGACUGCCGGUAAAUAAUCUACGACUAUUUACGCGAUCAAGAAUGACACAUGGAGUUGGUACACAACACAACUAGACUAGACUAGAUUCCUUGGAACUUUUCCUUAUUCUUGCUAUACUUUCGUGGACGAUAGAGGUUUGGUGCCGAAGAAGCUUCCUCUGGAUUCCUCAUGGCUGCUGUAAUCACUCUUUUAAUAUAAUGUGUUUUUGUGUUUACC
Bipolaris sorokiniana ND90Pr is the source of this 1014-nucleotide messenger RNA. RefSeq lists its product as uncharacterized. The transcript has 3 exons. The coding region runs from base 127 to 810 and encodes 227 amino acids. Lineage: Eukaryota; Fungi; Ascomycota; Dothideomycetes; Pleosporales; Pleosporaceae. The record is from RefSeq and is a predicted model, not a curated record.